AUGAAAUCUGAACUUUAAAGAGAUUAAUCUGCUAGUACUUGUGAGAACAAUAAUAGAUAUAAGAAAGUUCCACAUAAAAAUGCUAGAAGAGUCAAAAUAAAGGAGUCAAUAGAACUAUAAGAAGAUUUAUCAAAACAUAUUCGUAAAAUAAUGAAUUUUUCAUUAUCUGAAUAAUUUAAUAAAGUUUUAGACUAAGAGAAUAAUGAAAUAUAUUAGGAUGAUUGUUUUUUAAAUCCAAAAAGACCAGAAAUCAUAAAUAAUAUAUCAAGAAUGAAAUAGCAUUUUCUAAAAUAAUAUCAAGAUUAAUUUAUCUUUGAAGGAAUAUAAGAAAUACAUAAUCAUAAACAUGCAGUUUCUAAUAUUUUAUAUAGUGGUUUAUCAGCAUCAGCAUUAGCAUCAGCUAAAUGGCAUUCUGUAAUAGCAAUGAGAAGAAUGAGAGCAGAACGACCUGAAUGUCCUGAAUUCAAAGAAUAUCCUUUAGAUAAAGAAGCAAUAAUAGAAAUUGAUAAGACAAAAAGUAUUAUAAUAUAUAAUUUAAAAAUAGAUAAAAUAAAUAAUAAAAGAAGAGUUUAUUCAGAACAUUAAAAUUUAAAUGAAAAAUUAUUGUUAGAUAGAUCAUAAUCAUUUAAUAAAUAUAUCUAAAAUAUUAAAUAAUCAAAUGAAAUUUAUAAAGAAAUAUAUGGUUAAAAGAAGGGAGAAUUUGAUUUAAUUUUGGAAUUUGCUAAAAAAUAAAAUAUUAAUGUAUCUUAGGCUGAAAAUGAUAUUUAAUUUAUUAAAUAAAGACAAAAACCUAUUAAAUGUAUGACCUAUCAUGAUAAAAGAUAAUCAUAAAGAAUUUAAAGAAGGAAAUAUGUAGAUGAUGAUGAAGUUUAUGGAGUGAGACCUAAUAAGAUAUCACCAUCUGGAGUUCAUCUUGAAAACAAAUUGAUAAUAUGA
Paramecium primaurelia is the source of this 936-nucleotide messenger RNA. Lineage: Eukaryota; Ciliophora; Oligohymenophorea; Peniculida; Parameciidae. The record is from the annotation of a GenBank genome assembly.